AUGCGUUUCCAAAUCGUUGUCGCCAUUUCCGCCGCCGCGCUCACCAGCGGCGCGCUCCUGGAUAGCCGGUCGUACUACCCCAACUGCCUCGUCGACUGCGUCUCCCGGGCCUCCACUGGCGGCUGCAGCGCCUCGGACACCACCUGCCUCUGCAACAGCCAGGAAUUCGUCAGCGCCGUCACCUCCUGCGUCCAGGGCGAGUGCGACUCGGCCGCGGUGUCCACCGCCGAGGAGGCCGCCCAGCAGCUGUGCAACGCGGUGGGCGUCACCCUCUCCAACCUCCCCACCGCCUCCGGGGUCGGCGCAACCAGCACCACCACCGUGACCUCCGGCGCCAGCCAGACCGGCUCGUCGGGCAGCACCGCUACGGGCGGGGCUGGAGGUGGCUCCGGCAGCUCGUCUUCUGGUGGCUCCGGCGCAGGAGCGUCCGUGUCCUCCGCCGUCGCGAGCGUUACGUCCGCUGCUUCGUCGGUGGCCGGCUCCGUCACCUCGGCGGCCUCGUCUGCAGCGAGCAGCGCGAGCUCCGCGCUCUCGUCAAUCACAGGCAGCCGCUCGAGCUCUGGCUCUGGCUCGUCCUCAGGGAGCGGUACGCAGACGGCGUCUAGCUCAUCCUCGACGUCGGAUGAAAAUGCGGGCUCGUCCGCUGGCAUCAGCAUCUUCGCCGCUGUUGCCGCCAUCCUGGGCGCGAUAGCCCUCUGA
This is a messenger RNA of Schizophyllum commune H4-8, 699 nucleotides long. RefSeq lists its product as uncharacterized. NCBI's taxonomy places the organism in Eukaryota, Fungi, Basidiomycota, Agaricomycetes, Agaricales, Schizophyllaceae. The transcript is spliced from 4 exons. The record is from RefSeq and is a predicted model, not a curated record. Bases 1 to 699 code for a protein of 232 amino acids.